Messenger RNA from Aspergillus tanneri, 2058 nucleotides. It is a transcript of the gene GLC3, whose product is annotated as 1,4-alpha-glucan branching enzyme GLC3. Gene Ontology annotation, cellular component: cytoplasm. Gene Ontology annotation, biological process: glycogen biosynthetic process. Gene Ontology annotation, molecular function: hydrolase activity, hydrolyzing O-glycosyl compounds; cation binding; 1,4-alpha-glucan branching enzyme activity. The record is from RefSeq and is a predicted model, not a curated record. NCBI's taxonomy places the organism in Eukaryota, Fungi, Ascomycota, Eurotiomycetes, Eurotiales, Aspergillaceae. The transcript is spliced from 8 exons. Bases 1 to 2058 code for a protein of 685 amino acids.
AUGGCCUCUCAGGCUGUACCGCGUGACGGUACCGGUGUCAUAGAGCUAGAUCCUUGGCUUGAGCCUUUCCGGGAGGCUCUACAACGUCGGUUCCGAUUUGUGGAAAGUUGGGUCAAGGCCAUUGACGAGACUGAGGAGGGUUUAGAAAAGUAUAGCAGAGGUUAUGAGAGAUUCGGUCUCAAUGUCGAUGCCAACGGCAAUAUCACUUACAGGGAGUGGGCUCCCAAUGCUCUGGAAGCACAGCUGGUGGGCGACUUCAAUAAUUGGGAUGUCUCAACACAUCAAAUGACAAAGAAUAGCUUUGGUGUCUGGGAAAUUACACUACCAGCAAAAGAUGGAAGCCCUCUGAUUCCCCAUAACAGCAAAAUUAAGAUCACAAUGGUCACGCCCAAUGGAGAGCGAAUCUACAGAAUUCCUGCAUGGAUCAAACGUGUGGUGCAAGAUCUCAGCGUCUCUCCCACCUAUGAUGCAGUUUUUUGGAAUCCACCAAAGGCAGAGCGGUACCAAUUCCAACACUCACGUCCCAAAAGGCCCCAGAGCCUCCGUAUCUACGAGGCACAUGUGGGAAUUUCUUCGCCAGAAACCAAAGUAGCAACAUACAAAGAAUUUACUGCCAACAUGCUGCCUCGCAUCAAAUAUUUAGGGUACAAUGCAAUCCAACUGAUGGCCAUUAUGGAGCAUGCCUACUACGCUAGCUUUGGGUAUCAAGUCAACAACUUCUUCGCUGCGAGCAGUCGCUACGGAACUCCUGAAGAUUUGAAAGAGCUCGUUGACAAGGCCCACAGUAUGGGACUGGUAGUGCUUCUUGAUGUCGUGCACAGUCACGCGUCGAAGAACGUUCUUGAUGGGCUGAACAUGUUCGAUGGAACUGAUCAUCAAUAUUUCCAUGGCGGUGGAAAGGGACAGCAUGAGCUCUGGGACAGCCGACUCUUUAACUACGGCAACCAUGAGGUUCUGCGCUUCCUCCUGAGUAACUUGCGUUUCUGGAUGGAAGAAUACGGCUUCGAUGGCUUCCGAUUUGAUGGUGUCACAAGCAUGCUUUAUGCCCAUCAUGGUAUUGGGACAGGAUUCUCUGGUGGGUACCAUGAGUACUUUGGAUCAUCAGUAGAUGACGAAGGAGUCAUGUACUUGACUCUCGCCAACGAGAUGCUCCAUCAACUCUACCCUGAGUGUAUAACAGUGGCAGAAGAUGUCUCCGGGAUGCCCGCACUCUGCCUACCGCAUGCUAUUGGAGGGAUUGGCUUCGACUACCGUCUCGGCAUGGCAAUCCCAGACAUGUACAUCAAACUUCUAAAGGAGCAGUCAGACAACGAAUGGAACAUGGGAAACCUCGCAUUCACCUUGACAAAUAGACGCCACGGCGAGAAGACAAUCGCUUACGCGGAAAGCCACGAUCAGGCCCUGGUAGGUGACAAAUCUAUCAUGAUGUGGCUAUGUGACAAGGAAAUGUACACACAUAUGUCCGUCCUCACCGAAUUCACUCCCAUCAUCGAACGAGGAAUGGCCCUACACAAAAUGAUCCGACUCGUCACCCAUGCCCUCGGAGGCGAAGGAUACCUCAACUUCGAAGGCAACGAGUUCGGGCAUCCGGAAUGGCUCGAUUUCCCCCGUGCAGGGAACAACAAUUCCUUCUGGUAUGCCCGUCGACAGCUGAACCUAACCGAGGACCAUCUCCUCCGAUAUAGAUUCCUUAAUGAAUUCGACCGUUCCAUGCAACUAUCCGAGGCAAAAUACGGCUGGUUGCAUUCCCCACAAGCAUACAUCAGUCUGAAGCACGAGGGCGACAAGGUCCUGGUCUUCGAACGCGCAGGGCUCCUUUGGGUCUUCAAUUUUCAUCCUACUCAGAGCUUUACCGACUACCGAGUCGGUGUCGAAGCUGCAGGUACCUAUCGGAUUGUCCUAGACACUGAUGAUACCGAAUUCGGCGGUCUAGGACGUAACCACAAAGACACUCGCUUCUUCACCACAGAUAUGCCCUGGAACGAACGGAGCAACUUUCUCCAGGUUUAUAUCCCAACAAGAUCAGCUUUGGUCCUAGCAUUAGAAGAAACCCUCUAG